CAGCUCAAGAAACAGAAAAUCACUACCACCCCAGAAGACUGCCUUAUACUACCAUCUUUUAAGAGUGAAUCACACAUGGGUAGAGAUGGGGUUUCACUGUGUUAGCCAGGAUAGUCUUGAUCUCCAGACCUCGUGAUCCGCCCACCUCGGCUUCCCAAAGUGAUGCGUCCAUGAAUUUUUUAAAACUAAAAAUGGGACCUGGAUAAAGUGAACAUCUUAGGGCCAUAAUGACCUCCAGACCUUUUGCAGAAGGUUGGAAUAGAUAAGAUUAGCAUAUUCGUAGUCUGGAAAAUGCUAUACAAAGAAUGUGUAAAACAUGAAACUACUUGUGGACCAAAUGAAAAACUGUGGAGCAGAUUAUGAUGCAGUUAGACCUUGCUUGAAUGACUUCGACCCACAAAAGCAGAGUAAUUUAUCCCUACUUACAGAGAGAUUGCCCUACGUGUAACAGCUGCAUACAAAAAAGUUAUAAAAUUAUCAUUGGUUUAACAAGGAUAAAUGAAAAACAUUAAAAUUCUCCAACUGAACAAGGUGUGUCUGUUUCAUUGAUUGGCUGACUGUCAAAUCGGAAUCUGAUCUGCCCCAUUGACAAUGCCUUGGGCUUUUCCUCAGCCAUGGCAAAUGCCAGAGUCUUCUCAGCUGCCGCUUCACAAAAGAGGUACCAGCUUCUCACUGAACGAACACAGUGCAGCACCAGGAGUGACAGAAGAAGGAGGCGGCAGCGGUGGUUGAGGGACAGGGUGCGUGCACGUCCAAGUACAGUUCUUAAAAUGUUGAGGGCAUGCAACAUAUGCUCAAUAAAUACCUGAUUUUUAAAAAAGACAAUGAUUAUGGAAAACUCUUGAUCAUUAACCCAAAGGGAGAGUCUAGUUUCCAGGAAGCAUUUGUUUGUAUACACUAUUUAACCCAAGGAUACACUCUUUUCUCCGUGGCAGCGUGACUCAUCUUAGUCUCCAAUUUUUGACCUGAUGUGAUUCUUCUUCCAACUGAUUCGCCAGAAGAAUCAGGCCUCUUUGCUCCUUUUCUUCAGUGUCCUGUGCCUUGGCUGUUGCAGGUGGAAGUGGAAAAGAAAUUGCCAAUGAUGCUGCAAAUAACUUCCUUCACCUUCUAACCUGGAGAUUCAUUGAAGGAAGAAAAAAGGUGACUGUCAGAGUCCCUGCUGGCCAUGCCUCUCAGCCACAGGACCACUGAGCCACUUAAUUCCUCCCCAGGGUCAGAUGUGCCCCAGCACCCAAUUGUUUAUGGAUACCCUAACCACCUUUUCACACUCCUUGAAGUUUAGCUUUAAAUGUUUUAAGAAUUAGCAAAGUGGGCCGAGCGCGGUGGUUCAAGCCUGUAAUCCCAGCACUUUGGGUGGCCAAGGUGGGUGGAUCACCUGAAGUCAAGAGUUCAAGACCAGCCUGGCCAACAUGGUGAAACCCCAUCUAUGCAAAAAUACAAAAAUUAGCCGGGCAUGAUGGUGAGUGCCUGUAAUCCCAGCUACUCGGGAGGCUGAGGCGGAAGAAUCACUUGAACCCAGGAGGCAGAGGUUGCAGUGAGCCGAGAUCUCACCAUUGCACUCCAGCCUGGGCAACAGAGCGAGACUCCAUCUCAAACAACAACAACAACAACAAAUUAGCAAAGCUGAUUAUUUGAUCUUGUAGAGACCGGGUUUUGCUGUGUCACCCAGGCUGGAAGGCAGUGACACAAUGAUCAUAGCUCUCUGCAGCCUCGAACUCCUGGGCUGAGUGAUCCUCCCACCUUAGUCUCCUGAGUAGCUGGAACUAAUAGUCUAGGUCCUGCUGCUCGCUACACAGAAAGCCAAUGACUGAGACAACGGGUAUUGCCAAGGCAAAAGGCUUUGACCAGGUGCUGCAGUGGAGGAGAUGGGAGUUCAGUCUCAAAUCCAUCUCCCCUGCCGACUAAAAUUAGGAGUUUAUAUAGCAGGGAAGCGGGGCCGGCGCGGGCGGCCGAGGGUCCAGGCGAGCCCGCGGGCGGACGGGAGAUGCCGCUGCUACACCGAAAGCCGUUUGUGAGACAGAAGCCGCCCGCGGACCUGCGGCCCGACGAGGAAGUUUUCUACUGUAAAGUCACCAACGAGAUCUUCCGCCACUACGAUGACUUUUUUGAACGAACCAUUCUGUGCAACAGCCUUGUGUGGAGUUGUGCUGUGACGGGUAGACCUGGACUGACGUAUCAGGAAGCACUUGAGUCAGAAAAAAAAGCAAGACAGAAUCUUCAGAGUUUUCCAGAACCACUAAUUAUUCCAGUUUUAUACUUGACCAGCCUUACCCAUCGUUCGCGCUUACAUGAAAUUUGUGAUGAUAUCUUUGCAUAUGUCAAGGAUCGAUAUUUUGUCGAAGAAACUGUGGAAGUCAUUAGGAACAAUGGUGCAAGGUUGCAGUGUAGGAUUUUGGAAGUCCUCCCUCCAUCACAUCAAAAUGGUUUUGCUAAUGGACAUGUUAACAGUGUGGAUGGAGAAACUAUUAUCAUCAGUGAUAGUGAUGAUUCAGAAACACAAAGCUGUUCUUUUCAAAAUGGGAAGAAAAAAGAUGCAAUUGAUCCCUUACUAUUCAAGUAUAAAGUGCAACCCACUAAAAAAGAAUUACAUGAGUCUGCUAUUGUUAAAGCAACACAAAUCAGCCGGAGAAAACACCUAUUUUCUCGUGAUAAACUAAAGCUUUUUCUGAAGCAACACUGUGAACCACAAGAUGGAGUCAUUAAAAUAAAGGCAUCUUCUCUUUCAACGUAUAAAAUAGCAGAACAAGAUUUUUCUUAUUUCUUCCCUGAUGAUCCACCCACAUUUAUCUUCAGUCCUGCUAACAGACGAAGAGGGAGACCUCCCAAACGAAUACGUAUUAGUCAAGAGGACAAUGUUGCUAAUAAACAGACUCUUGCAAGUUAUAGGAGCAAAGCUACUAAAGAAAGAGAUAAACUUUUGAAACAAGAAGAAAUGAAGUCACUGGCUUUUGAAAAGGCUAAAUUAAAAAGAGAAAAAGCAGAUGCCCUAGAAGCGAAGAAAAAAGAAAAAGAAGAUAAAGAGAAAAAGAGGGAAGAAUUGAAAAAAAUUGUUGAAGAAGAGAGACUAAAGAAAAAAGAAGAAAAAGAGAGGCUUAAAGUAGAAAGAGAAAAGGAAAGAGAGAAGUUACGUGAAGAAAAGCGAAAGUAUGUGGAAUACUUAAAACAGUGGAGUAAACCUAGAGAAGAUAUGGAAUGUGAUGACCUUAAGGAACUUCCAGAACCAACACCAGUGAAAACUAGACUACCUCCUGAAAUCUUUGGUGAUGCUCUGAUGGUUUUGGAGUUCCUUAAUGCAUUUGGGGAACUUUUUGAUCUUCAAGAUGAGUUUCCUGAUGGAGUAACCCUAGAAGUAUUAGAGGAAGCUCUUGUAGGAAAUGACAGUGAAGGCCCACUGUGUGAAUUGCUUUUUUUCUUCCUGACUGCAAUCUUCCAGGCAAUAGCUGAAGAAGAAGAGGAAGUAGCCAAAGAGCAACUAACUGAUGCUGACACCAAAGAUUUAACAGAGGCUUUGGAUGAAGAUGCAGACCCCACAAAAUCUGCACUGUCUGCAGUUGCAUCUUUGGCAGCUGCAUGGCCACAGUUACACCAGGGCUGCAGUUUGAAAAGUUUGGAUCUUGAUAGCUGCACUCUUUCAGAAAUCCUCAGACUGCACAUCUUAGCUUCAGGUGCUGAUGUAACAUCAGCAAAUGCAAAGUAUAGAUAUCAAAAACGAGGAGGAUUUGAUGCUACAGAUGAUGCUUGUAUGGAGCUUCGUUUGAGCAAUCCCAGUCUAGUGAAGAAACUGUCAAGCACCUCAGUGUAUGAUUUGACACCAGGAGAAAAAAUGAAGAUACUCCAUGCUCUCUGUGGAAAGCUACUGACCCUAGUUUCAACUAGGGAUUUUAUUGAAGAUUAUGUUGAUAUAUUACGACAGGCAAAGCAGGAGUUCCGGGAAUUAAAAGCAGAACAACAUCGAAAAGAGAGGGAAGAAGCAGCUGCCAGAAUUCGUAAAAGGAAGGAAGAAAAACUUAAGGAGCAAGAACAAAAAAUGAAAGAGAAACAAGAAAAACUGAAAGAAGAUGAGCAAAGAAAUUCAACGGCAGAUAUAUCUAUUGGGGAGGAAGAAAGGGAAGAUUUUGAUACUAGCAUUGAGAGCAAAGACACAGAGCAAAAGGAAUUAGAUCAAGAUAUGGUCACUGAAGAUGAAGAUGACCCAGGAUCACAUAAAAGAGGCAGAAGGGGGAAAAGAGGACAAAAUGGAUUUAAAGAAUUUACAAGGCAAGAACAGAUCAACUGUGUAACAAGAGAGCCUCUUAGUGCUGAUGAGGAAGAAGCAUUAAAACAGGAACACCAACGAAAAGAGAAAGAGCUCUUAGAAAAAAUCCAAAGUGCCAUAGCCUGUACCAAUAUCUUUCCCUUGGGUCGCGACCGCAUGUAUAGACGAUACUGGAUUUUCCCUUCUAUUCCUGGACUCUUUAUUGAAGAGGAUUAUUCUGGUCUUACUGAAGACAUGCUGUUGCCUAGACCUUCAUCAUUUCAGAAUAAUGUACAGUCUCAAGAUCCUCAGGUAUCCACUAAAACUGGAGAGCCUUCGAUGUCUGAAUCUACCUCCAACAUUGACCAAGGUCCAUGUGACCAUUCUGUGCAGCUGCCAAAACCAGUGCAUAAGCCAAAUCGGUGGUGCUUUUACAGUUCUUGUGAACAGCUAGACCAGCUUAUUGAAGCUCUUAAUUCUAGAGGACAUAGAGAAAGUGCCUUAAAAGAAACUUUGUUACAAGAGAAAAGCAGAAUAUGUGCACAGCUAGCCCGUUUUUCUGAAGAGAAAUUUCAUUUUUCAGACAAACCUCAGCCUGAUAGCAAACCAACAUAUAGUCGGGGAAGAUCUUCCAAUGCAUAUGAUCCAUCUCAGAUGUGUGCAGAAAAGCAACUUGAACUAAGGCUGAGAGAUUUUCUUUUAGAUAUUGAAGAUAGAAUCUACCAAGGAACAUUAGGAGCCAUCAAGGUUACAGAUCGACAUAUCUGGAGAUCAGCAUUAGAAAGUGGACGGUAUGAGCUGUUAAGUGAGGAAAACAAGGAAAAUGGGAUAAUUAAAACUGUGAAUGAAGACGUAGAAGAGAUGGAAAUUGAUGAACAAACAAAGGUCAUAGUAAAAGACAGAUUUUUGGGGAUAAAAACAGAAACUCCAAGUACUGUAUCAACAAAUGCAAGUACACCACAAUCAGUGAGCAGCGUGGUUCAUUAUCUGGCAAUGGCACUCUUUCAAAUAGAGCAGGGCAUUGAGCGGCGUUUUCUGAAAGCUCCACUUGGUAAAACAGAAAUUAAUAAGGAUCAAAAGGGAGAUCGAAAAAAAAAGGACAAGAAAAAGAGAGAGGAAGAUCUAUCUAGUGUGAGAGAUGAUGCCAGUGACAGUGGGCGUUCUUAUAAAACAGUUCUGGACCGUUGGAGAGAGUCUCUCCUUUCUUCUGCUAGUCUAUCCCAAGUUUUUCUUCACCUAUCCACCUUGGAUCGUAGCGUGAUAUGGUCUAAAUCUAUACUGAAUGCGCGUUGCAAGAUAUGUCGAAAGAAAGGCGAUGCUGAAAACAUGGUUCUUUGUGAUGGCUGUGAUAGGGGUCAUCAUACCUACUGUGUUCGACCAAAGCUCAAGACUGUGCCUGAAGGAGACUGGUUUUGUCCAGAAUGUCGACCAAAGCAACGUUCUAGAAGACUCUCCUCUAGACAGAGACCAUCCUUGGAAAGUGAUGAAGAUGUGGAAGACAGUAUGGGAGGUGAAGAUGAUGAAGUUGAUGGCGAUGAAGAAGAAGGUCAAAGUGAGGAGGAAGAGUAUGAGGUAGAACAAGAUGAAGAUGACUCUCAAGAAGAGGAAGAAGGCAGCCUACCCAAACGAGGAAGACCACAAGUUAGAUUGCCAGUUAAAACAAGAGGGAAACUUAGCUCUUCUUUCUCAAGUCGUGGCCAACAACAAGAACCUGGAAGAUACCCUUCAAGGAGUCAGCAGAGCACACCCAAAACAACUGUUUCUUCUAAAACUGGUAGAAGCCUAAGAAAGAUAAACUCUGCUCCUCCUACAGAAACAAAAUCUUUAAGAAUUGCCAGUCGUUCUACUCGCCACAGUCAUGGCCCACUGCAAGCAGAUGUAUUUGUGGAAUUGCUUAGUCCUCGUAGAAAACGCAGAGGCAGGAAAAGUGCUAAUAAUACACCAGAAAAUAGUCCCAACUUCCCUAACUUCAGAGUCAUUGCCACAAAGUCAAGUGAACAGUCAAGAUCUGUAAAUAUUGCUUCAAAACUUUCUCUCCAAGAGAGUGAAUCCAAAAGAAGAUGCAGAAAAAGACAAUCUCCAGAGCCAUCGCCUGUGACACUGGGUCGAAGGAGUUCUGGCCGACAGGGAGGAGUUCAUGAAUUGUCUGCUUUUGAACAACUUGUUGUAGAAUUGGUACGACAUGAUGACAGCUGGCCUUUUUUGAAACUUGUUUCUAAAAUCCAGGUCCCAGACUACUAUGACAUCAUCAAAAAGCCCAUUGCCUUAAAUAUAAUUCGUGAAAAAGUGAAUAAGUGUGAAUAUAAAUUAGCAUCUGAGUUUAUUGAUGAUAUUGAGUUAAUGUUUUCGAACUGCUUUGAAUACAACCCUCGUAACACAAGUGAAGCAAAAGCUGGAACUAGGCUUCAAGCAUUUUUUCAUAUUCAGGCUCAAAAGCUUGGACUCCACGUCACACCCAGUAAUGUGGACCAAGUUAGCACACCACCGGCUGCGAAAAAGUCACGAAUCUAACUUUGUCCUUCUAAAGGAUAUAUUUGAAGAAAAACAAAUUGUUCAUGAAAAUGGAACAUUAAAUCAUGCUGUAUAAAGCAAUAACAAUUGAUUGACCACAUGAAAGUGUGGCCUGCACUAUAUUCUCAAUUUUAAUAUUAAGCACUCAGGAGAAUGUAGGAAAGAUGUCCUUUGCUACAGUUUUGUUCAGUAUCUAAUAAGUUUGAUAGAUGUAUUGGAUACAGUACUGGUUUACAGAGGUUUUUGUACAUUUUUGAGAUCAUUCAUGUGUCCAGAGAUCUUGGAAAAUAUUUUUUCACCCACGAUUUAUUUUGUUAUUGAUGAUUUUUUUUAAAAGUGGUGGUAUUAAGGGAGAGUUAUCUACAUGGAUGAGUCUUCCGCUAUAGCACAGUUUAGAAAAGGUGUUUAUGUCUUAAUUAAUUGUUUGAGUACAUUCUUUCAACACUACACAUGAAUGAAUCCAAUCUUAUAUCCUUGAAGUGCUGUACCAGUGCUGGCUGCAGGUAUUAAGUCCAAGUUUAUUAACUAGAUAUUUAUUUAGUAUUGAGAGUAAUUUGUGAAUUUGUUUUGUAUUUAUAAAAUUUAUACCUGAAAAAUGUUCCUUAAUGUUUUAAACUUUUACUGUGUUUUUAUUCCUCUAACUUCCUUAAUGAUCAAUCAAAAAAAGUAACACCCUCCCUUUUCCCUGACAGUUCUUUCAGCUUUACAGAACUGUAUUAUAAGUUUCUAUGUAUAACAACUUUUUAACUGUACAAAUAAAAUAACAUUUUUUCAAAUAA
Molecule: messenger RNA, 7524 nt
Organism: Pan troglodytes (chimpanzee)
Lineage: Eukaryota; Metazoa; Chordata; Mammalia; Primates; Hominidae
Gene: BAZ1A
Product: bromodomain adjacent to zinc finger domain 1A
Exons: 35
Coding region: 1985-6745 (1586 amino acids)
Biological process (GO): regulation of DNA-templated transcription; regulation of heterochromatin formation; positive regulation of DNA replication
Cellular component (GO): CHRAC; nuclear chromosome
Molecular function (GO): DNA binding; protein binding
Source: RefSeq, a predicted model, not a curated record